UAAGACUUUAUAAAAAUAUUCUCUUUUUUUGUAGAUUUAAAUCACAUAUAAUUGAAAUGUCUUCCAGCUCAGAUGGUGAAGAGAUUGAAAGAAAGAUAUCUAAUGUUAGUAUUGAUGACCAAAGAACUUUCAGUAAAAAAUCCUCAUUUUCUUCUAUAAUCUCUGACAAUUUUUUAAAAUCAAAUAAAUCUACUGAUCUUUCAGAUUCAUAUUCUUCAGAUCGUUCAUAUCAAGAAUCUCUAGCUGAAAGAUCUCAAGAUGUAAGUGGCAGACAAUCCUCUUAUAUAAGCAGCCUUUCAAGAGAAAAAACACAAAAUAACAGCUUUUUUGAAAAUUCAUCAAGAGGAAACAGUGCAAAAAAUAAAAGUGAAAAAAAAAUUAGCAGGGGGAGCACAAACAUUUCUGUAAAUAGUAACUUAAGUAGUGUAAAAAACUCAUUGAGAGAAAAAACUGAAAGUUUUGUAUCAAAUCCAUCUUUUGAUGACAAAUACUCUAUAGAUGAUUUUGAAAAAGAAGACAGCUUGCUGGCUGAGCGAGGUGGAAAAUUUGAAUUUAUUGAAACUGAAAGUAUAAAACUUACUACUUGUCAAAGCAACAGUUUUAAUAAACUAAAUUUAGAUAGCAAGAGGACAGGAAAAAAAUGUGAUUAUCAACAUAUUCAAUCAAAAUAUGCAAUGCCUGAGUUACAACGAGAAAUGAAGAAAAAAAGAGUGAGUAUUAUUCAAAUGAGAAAACAAGAAGAAAAAAUCAGGAUGCAGUUAGAGCAAAAAGAGAGGCAAGAAACAGCAGAAAGAUCAUUCCAGAAAUGGCUUGAUGAAAAAAAUGAAUUUAAGAAAAAAUGUGAUGAAAAAAAAUCUGAUACAAAACAACUCAAGAAGCCAUCUUUCGAUAAAGAAAGAAGUGAAUUAGCUCAACAAGCAUUUAAUGAAUGGCUGCAGUUAAAACGAGCUAAUCAAAAAAGAGAAAUGGAAAUGGAAAAGUUACGAUUAGCUGACGAAGCUCAAUACUGCAUAACAAGAGAUAAAAUGAUGUGCAACAAAGCUUUCAAGGAAUGGUUGCAAAAGAAAUGUGCAAGUAAUGAAAAGAAACGGUUAAAUGAAAGGUCAUCUAAACAAAUAACAUCCAAGUUUCCUGUUUCAAUGUAUUAAGUGCAGUUUUUUGUUUAAAUAACAAACUAUUCCUGCUAUUACUUUUACUUACAAAAUAUAAUUUAAGGAUUGCUUAACAUUAAAUAUAUUAAAUUUGUUAAAUUCAUUUAAAAAAGCGUUAUACAUACAGACAUUUUUGCAUUCGCUGAAAUUUUUAACAUUUUAAUCUCGUUAUUCAACAAAAGGCGUCCGAAAAAAAAGGCUUUUGUAACUAUAACAACGAUAAAGAAAAGUUCGUUGGAAACUUUAUUACGAAUUGCAUUAUUUUUUUAAACAGAAUAUUUUUAUUGUAUAUAUUUGGAUGUAAUAUAUUAUAUGUUAUCAGUA
Molecule: messenger RNA, 1475 nt
Organism: Hydra vulgaris (swiftwater hydra)
Lineage: Eukaryota; Metazoa; Cnidaria; Hydrozoa; Anthoathecata; Hydridae
Product: coiled-coil domain-containing protein 181
Molecular function (GO): microtubule binding
Source: RefSeq, a predicted model, not a curated record